UAUGACUUGGAAAUGCUUGGCCUUUGAUGAACACAUCGAGGCCUCUCUCUUUCUUUCUCUCUGAAAUUAAAACAAGAAGACCUGCAUUUUCUCUUUCAUCUUUUCAUGAUUUCCUGACAAAGAGAUAUUAGAAUGAUGGAUCUAAAAUCUCCUGAACUUGAUUCUGAUUUUGUUGAAGUUGAUCCCACUGGUAGAUAUGGAAGGUACAAUGAAAUCCUUGGAAAAGGAGCUUCCAAGACAGUGUACAGAGCCUUUGAUGAAUAUGAAGGAAUUGAGGUGGCAUGGAACCAGGUGAAGCUGUAUGACUUCUUACAGAGCCCUGAAGAUCUAGAGAAGCUUUACUAUGAAAUCCAUCUCCUCGAGACCUUAAAACACAAGAACAUCAUGAAGUUCUACACCUCUUGGGUUGAUACUGCUAACAGAAACAUCAAUUUCAUCACUGAGAUGUUCACCUCAAGCACCCUCAGCCAGUAUAGGCAAAAGCACAAGAGGGUGAACAUAAGGGCAAUGAAGCAUUGGUGUAGGCAGAUCUUGAAAGGGCUUCUCUAUUUGCAUAGCCAUGACCCACCUGUGAUCCAUAGAGAUCUCAAGUGUGACAACGUCUUUGUCAAUGGUAAUCAAGGUGAGGUCAAGAUCGGGGAUCUUGGCCUGGCUGCCAUCCUCCGAAAAUCUUAUGCCGCUCAUUGCGUCGGUCAGUUCCUGCCCAUCUUAUGCUUCUAUCAGAUUUCCCAAUGAAAGAAUAGCAAAACUCUCUGCUGGUGUUGUUGUC
Magnolia sinica is the source of this 769-nucleotide messenger RNA. RefSeq names its product serine/threonine-protein kinase WNK1-like. Bases 133 to 735 code for a protein of 200 amino acids. NCBI's taxonomy places the organism in Eukaryota, Viridiplantae, Streptophyta, Magnoliopsida, Magnoliales, Magnoliaceae. The record is from RefSeq and is a predicted model, not a curated record. The transcript has 4 exons. Gene Ontology annotation, biological process: protein phosphorylation; intracellular signal transduction. Gene Ontology annotation, molecular function: protein serine/threonine kinase activity; ATP binding. Gene Ontology annotation, cellular component: cytoplasm.